Messenger RNA from Lathyrus oleraceus (garden pea), 921 nucleotides. RefSeq lists its product as uncharacterized. The transcript is spliced from 3 exons. Bases 1 to 921 code for a protein of 306 amino acids. The record is from RefSeq and is a predicted model, not a curated record. Lineage: Eukaryota; Viridiplantae; Streptophyta; Magnoliopsida; Fabales; Fabaceae.
AUGGGUUUGUAUGGAGGCAAAGAUUUAGGAUUUGGCAUUGUAAUAGGAAGGUCUAACUAUGGUUCAGAUAUAAGAAAAAUAUUUGUAACAAUGGGAUGUGAAAGAAGUGGCACAUACCAACCACCGAUUAGGAAGUUGAAACAUGAUGACACCAUAUCGAGAAAAUGUAAGUGUUUGUUUAAUUUAUGUGUAUAUCGUAAGGCGAAUGAAAUAUGUACAUUUAAUAUGGUGUCUAGUGUAUAUAAUUAUGUAUUGUGUCUCAAGUUAGUCGAUCAUCCCAUUGUAUGUUGUCUUAUUCCAAAGGAGAAGGAACUUGUUUCGAACAUGACAUUAAACAUGAAGGCACCAAAAAACAUACAUGCAACUUUGAAAAGGAAAAAUACUUCAAAUGUUUCAAAUAUCAAGAAACUAUACAAUGUGCAUGCCCAAAACAACAAGGCGGCAACAGGUCCAAGAUUUGAAAUGCAACAACUAUUGAAGCUUUUGGAUGAUGAUCAUUAUGUUUCUAUGUACAGAGUUUAUGAGGAUAAGGUCAUUGUUCUAAAUAUAUUUUGGUCCCAUCUUGAUUUCAUUAAAUUGUUUAACAUAUUUCCCAUUAUGCUCAUAAUUGAUUCAACAUAUAAGACCAACAAGUAUAGGUUUCCACUCCUAGAAAUUGAUGGUGUUACUUAUACUGAGAAGACUUUUUUAAUGGAUUUUGCAUUUUUGAAAUCCGAAAAAGAGGACAAUGUUACACGGGUUUUGGAAAUAUGCAAGACUAUGUUGAAGAACAAAAAAAAACACGUCAAAAAUUUCUUGAAAUAUGUUGAGAGAAUUAUUUUGGAUCUGGUGAAAGAGAAGAUUGUUUGUGCAUGGACCGAUCAGUUGGGUGGCAACAUCUCUUGGGCGGGAUUGAAUUUUAUUAAGCAUGAAGCCAAGUGA